This is a messenger RNA of Priceomyces carsonii, 1680 nucleotides long. RefSeq lists its product as uncharacterized. The record is from RefSeq and is a predicted model, not a curated record. Gene Ontology annotation, cellular component: cytoplasm; nucleus; cytosol. Gene Ontology annotation, biological process: protein refolding. The coding region runs from base 1 to 1680 and encodes 559 amino acids. Gene Ontology annotation, molecular function: Hsp70 protein binding. NCBI's taxonomy places the organism in Eukaryota, Fungi, Ascomycota, Pichiomycetes, Serinales, Debaryomycetaceae. The transcript has a single exon.
AUGGCAGUAGAAACGCAGUUAUAUGAUGUUCUUACCAUUCUGACUAAUGCCUCAACAGAGGAAAUUUCGAAAGCGUAUAAAAAGUUGGCAUUGAAAUUCCACCCAGACAAGACAAACCAUGAUGAGACAUUGACAGAACGAUUUAAAGAAAUAACUAGAGCGUAUGAAAUCUUAAAAGAUUCUAGGACACGUAAGGUUUACGACAGAUAUGGUGAAGCAGGGUUGAAUGGCAAUGUUCCAGAAGAAGAGACGGUGCUGAGGAGUAGAGGACGGCCAAAUGGCCCAAUGGGAGGCUUUCCUUUUGGCGGUUCAAGUAGUGUAUUCUCUCAGAUGUUUUCUGACAUGAAUUCUAUGUUUGGCAAUGAUAACGUGUUUGAAUCAUUCAAUCUGUUUCCCUUCGAUAUGCAUUCAAACAUGUCGACUGGAGGUGGCAACAUGAGGCGACAAGUGAGACCGGCUGAUAGCUCAGGUCGAAAAACUGUCAGGGGCCGUGAUAUACAUCACAGUUGUAAAGUGACUUUAAGUGACAUGUACUACGGCAAGAAAGUUGUAUUUCAGUUACCCAAGAAUAGUAUGUGUCGCCUCUGCUCUGGAACUGGGGGUUCAAAUGCAAAGCUGUGCAGCACCUGUAAAGGUAGAGGACGUGUAAUUGUGACUAUGUUCAACAAUAUGUCAAGGUUCCAGGAAUUGACCUCCUGUGAUGACUGUGGCGGGACUGGUAUUUAUAUUUUCCCUAGGGAUGUUUGCAUGAAUUGCAAUCGAAUGGGUUACGUCAAGGAAAAUAAAAUUAUUAAAACAUUCAUAUAUCCGGGUUCAAAAGACGGAGAUAAAAUCAUAUUAAAGAAGCAAGCUGAUGAGGGUAGAGAUGUCAUCCCAGGUGAUGUUGUGAUUCACCUACAAGAAAUCCAGCAUCCAUUUUUGACAAGAAAGUAUAAUGAUCUAUAUAUGGAGCAUGAGGUAGAAUUGAAGAUUGCAUUAUUAGGGGGUAAAAUUGUAUUGAAGGAUUUUUUGAAGGAAGGGCAAGACCUCGAAAUAUUUGUGAAUGUUCACGGCAACAAACAGCUAAACGAAUCCAUUGAUAAUUCCAUUCAACAAGGUGAAGUCGUUGGUACGAUAAGCUCCGGUGAGCCAAAAAUAGUGAAAAAUCUAGGAAUGCCCAUCAAUUAUUCAGAUGGAGUCUUUUAUGAGAACCUUGAUGAAAUAUCAAACAUGGAUCACCGCACUUUUGAUUUGUCGAAUUACAAAAAGGGCAACUUAUUCAUUAAAUUUAACGUCAGGUUGCCUAAAAUUUCAGACUUCUCACAUGGUGUAACAGAUUUAUUAGCAUUACAAUCUAUUCUACCGUCGAGCAAAGCACCAAGUCCUUCAAAAAACUGUAUCAAAGGGCAUUUAUCUAACAUUUCAGGUAUGGGAGGUGGAUCCGAUAGCAUUACAUCCACGUCACCUUCUUCUUCUUCUUCUCGGUAUUAUCCGGAGGAGGGAAGUGUAUCGGGAAAUGAAUAUGGGUCUGAUUACGAAAUGGUUCCCGAUCAUGACCCAGAUGUAAACGAUUCUGACGAUAGCAUCCAAGAAGUUUCUCCAGAUGAUGUAGCUUGGAAAAAUCGAAAUACCUCUAAGAGAAAGAAAAGGAGACGCGGGGUGGACGAUAUGAAGUUCCAUCAAUCAGGCAUUGAGUGUUAA